Molecule: messenger RNA, 729 nt
Organism: Exophiala aquamarina CBS 119918
Lineage: Eukaryota; Fungi; Ascomycota; Eurotiomycetes; Chaetothyriales; Herpotrichiellaceae
Exons: 2
Coding region: 1-729 (242 amino acids)
Biological process (GO): protein folding
Cellular component (GO): cytoplasm
Source: RefSeq, a predicted model, not a curated record
AUGGACAUGCCAGUGAAUGUCCCCGUGGACAAUCCAAAUGCCGACACAGAGUGGAACGACAUACUCCGCAAACACGGUAUCAUCCCGGAGAAGCCACCAGACCCAGAGCCAAUCAUCCAAGAAGCUCUUAUCGAAGCGGCCAAACGGGCACAUGAAAACCGCCUCGAGGACAAGGACCUCGACGAACUCAACGACCUCGAGGACGAAGAGGACGCAGCAUUUCUUGAGCGGUACCGUCGACAACGACUGGCCGAGCUGUCCACCCUGCAGAAGAAAAGCGUCUACGGCCAGGUGUUCCCACUCCAAAAACCGGAUUAUUCGCGCGACGUGACCGAGGAGAGUUCCAAGGCGUUUGUGCUGGUUAAUUUGACCUCUUCCCUAGGCACCAACGUGGAGUCACGGGUCCUCACAGAACUCUGGCGUCAGUUGGCCGUUAAAUUCGGCGACAUUAAGUUUUGCGAAAUCCGCGCGGAUCUGUGCAUCGAGGGCUACCCGGAACGCAAUACGCCCACCAUUCUUCUCUACAAAGACGGUGAGAUUAAAAGACAAAUUGUGACGUUACAGCAACUGAACGGUCCACGGACGAAUCAAGAAGAUAUCGAGAGGGUUUUACUUGAGGUCGGUGCUGUUGCCGAGAACGAUGUCCGUUUGAGGCGCAAAGGAAGUGAUGAAGGGCUCAACGCAAGGAAGGAAGCGGUUGCUGACGAUGACGAUGACGAUUGGGAUUGA